Molecule: messenger RNA, 4288 nt
Organism: Oncorhynchus masou masou (cherry salmon)
Lineage: Eukaryota; Metazoa; Chordata; Actinopteri; Salmoniformes; Salmonidae
Product: zinc finger protein DPF3-like
Exons: 11
Coding region: 56-1201 (381 amino acids)
Biological process (GO): positive regulation of transcription by RNA polymerase II
Cellular component (GO): MLL3/4 complex
Molecular function (GO): histone binding; histone H3K4 methyltransferase activity; transcription coactivator activity
Source: RefSeq, a predicted model, not a curated record
UGGGGUCCCAAACAGCUCUGAGAUUUAGAGUAUUGGGUUACAGUUUCGCAGCAAAAUGGCGACUGUCAUUCAGAAUCCUCUCAAAUCGCUAGGUGACCAGUUCUACCGGGAGGCCAUAGAACACUGUCGCAGCUACAACGCCCGUCUGUGUGCCGAGCGGUCGGUCCGCAUGCCCUUCCUGGACAACCAAACUGGCGUGGCCCAGAACAACUGCUACAUCUGGAUGGAACAGCGCCACCGCGAGCCAGGUGUGGCUGCUGGACAGAUGUAUACGUACCCUGCACGGUGCUGGAGGAAGAAGAGGCGGCUCCACCCCCCUAUGGACCCUCAGCUACGCCUCUGUGAACUACGUCUGGAGGCAGAGCUGGCCCCUAAGAAGGAGCCCUCCCCAGGAGAGGCCACAGCUCUGGAGACCCUGCUCAGAGGAGAGGGGCUACUGGAGAAGAAGAAAGACAUCAUCAAGGAGGACGAGACCCUUCUAGAGAUACAGAGGGUCCUGGAAGCAGACGAGAAUGGGGACGGUUUCCAUGACGACGAGGACUUUGAAGUGGACACUCCGAAAAGGAAGCAGAGGAAAGGAAGGGGCAGAGGGUCCAGUCGCAGGAGGACAGAAGCUGCUACCAACGAUGAUGUGGAUAAACCUUACGUCUGUGACAUCUGUGGCAAACGCUACAAGAACCGCCCAGGCCUGAGUUACCACUACGCCCACACACACCUGGCUGAGGAGGAAGGGGAGGAGGAGAGGGAGGAAGAGAUGCCACCGACCCCGCCACCACACCGACCAGACCCAGACCCAGACAACCACAAACCUCAGAGGGCGGCAGAUGGCUCCAUCAUCCCUAACGACUACUGUGACUUCUGUCUGGGAGACUCUGACUCUAACAGGAAGACUGGCCAGGCUGAGGAGCUGGUGUCCUGCUCUGACUGCGGCCGCUCCGGCCACCCAACCUGUCUGCAGUUCACAGACAACAUGAUGACGGCGGUGAAGACCUACCAGUGGCAGUGCAUCGAGUGCAAGUCCUGCAGCCUCUGUGGCACCUCCGAGAACGACGACCAGCUGUUGUUCUGUGACGACUGUGACAGAGGAUACCACAUGUACUGUCUGAAGCCCCCCAUGACCAAACCUCCUGAAGGGAGCUGGAGCUGUCACCUGUGUUUGGAUCUGUUGAAGCACAAGGCCUCAGCCUAUGAAGAGCCAUAGCAUCACACCAUAAUGGAUUUACAGGCUCAGGGCGUAACGUUCAGUCUCACCUCGUUCACUUUCUCAGUUUCUUGUGUGAGGAGAAAGUGCUACCCUCUACCUCUGAAAUGGAAACACAACCCUACAGAUGCAACACUUCUACAACAUGCAAUCCUUAUCUGCCAAUCAGUUCUCUACCUCACAACUUCACAACCAACCACAGACAGAACCCAACAGGCAAACAGGCAAUACAUUCCACCAGUGAUUUACCAGGUAUCAUGUGAGGUCAUAAUGGUGAAUUCACCAAUUUGUAAGUCGCUCUGGAUAAGAGCGUCUGCUAAAUGACUUAAAUGUAAAUGUAAAUAAUUAAGCGACAUAGGUCAGGACCACUUUGAACCAAAAUGUCAUUCUGUGCUAUAAAGAAAAAAAAAAAGAAAAAAAAACCUCCACAAAGAAUAGUAAUUAGUUUAAAUAGUAAUCUUGUCCCACAGUGUUUGACACUGCUGUUGUACCAUGUAGUCUCAUCUGACUGUUAGCUAACUAGAGAUAUUUGUCUUAGCUGAGAUCAAAAAAACACUUAUGUGCCUGACAAGGAGAGUUUGUGUCUGUUUGACAAACAUUUGAUUUCGUUUCCAGUCCCGUCCUUGUUUAGAUUUCACAGUGACGUUCGUUCAUAUUUUGCACCAAGACAUAUUAAAUAUUUGAAAUGGCAUUACUCACAGGACUUGUCAAACAUCAUUUUAUCAAGGUGUAACGCAAUCCCCCAUUAGGGGGUCGUUGCAGCCACUAUUUUAUAUUACAGUUAGUUGGUUUUUUUGCCCAGUUUGUGGUUACUAGGAUACUAAGUACCCAAUGACAACGAUCUAAACAGUUAUUCAUUUAAAACUGGUCGAAAUGUCUGGUUGUUGUGACUGUUGCUGUGGACGGAUGCUUUGUUUGAUAGAGAAAGCAUACAAGAGGACUUCAGAGUCCGCUAUCUAAAUCACGUUACCAUACAAGAGGACUUCAGAGUCCGCUAUCUAAAUCAUGUUACCAUACAAGAGGACUUCAGAGUCCGCUAUCUAAAUCACGUUACCAUACAAGAGGACUUCAGAGUCCGCUAUCUAAAUCAUGUUUCAUGUUACCAUACAAGAGGACUUCAGAGUCCGCUAUCUAAAUCACGUUACCAUACAAGAGGACUUCAGAGUCCGCUAUCUAAAUCACGUUACCAUACCAGAGGACUUCAGAGUCCGCUAUCUAAAUCACGUUACCAUACAAGAUGACUUCAGAGUCCGCUAUCUAAAUCACGUUGCCAUACAAGAGGACUUCAGAGUCCGCUAUCUAAAUCACGUUGCCAUACAAGAGGACUUCAGAGUCCGCUAUCUAAAUCACGUUACCAUACAAGAGGACUUCAGAGUCCGCUAUCUAAAUCACGUUACCAUACAAGAGGACUUCAGAGUCCGCUAUCUAAAUCACGUUACCAUACAAGAGGACUUCAGAGUCCGCUAUCUAAAUCACGUUACCAUACCAGAGGACUUCAGAGUCCGCUAUCUAAAUCACGUUGCCAUACCAGAGGACUUCAGAGUCCGCUAUCUAAAUCACGUUACCAUACCAGAGGACUUCAGAGUCCGCUAUCUAAAUCACGUUACCAUACCAGAGGACUUCAGAGUCCGCUAUCUAAAUCACGUUACCAUACAAGAGGACUUCAGAGUCCGCUAUCUAAAUCACGUUGCCAUACCAGAGGACUUCAGAGUCCGCUAUCUAAAUCACGUUACCAUACCAGAGGACUUCAGAGUCCGCUAUCUAAAUCACGUUACCAUACCAGAGGACUUCAGAGUCCGCUAUCUAAAUCACGUUGCCAUACCAGAGGACUUCAGAGUCCGCUAUCUAAAUCACGUUACCAUACCAGAGGACUUCAGAGUCCGCUAUCUAAAUCACGUUACCAUACAAGAGGACUUCAGAGUCCGCUAUCUAAAUCACGUUACCAUACCAGAGGACUUCAGAGUCCGCUAUCUAAAUCACGUUACCAUACCAGAGGACUUCAGAGUCCGCUAUCUAAAUCACGUUACCAUACAAGAGGUUUUGGCAUGUUGUUGUUGUUGUUGUUGUUGGGAAGAUUGAUGUAGGACAUUGAGACAAUUAUAGGACUGCAUCCAUAGACCAUAGAGACAUAUUCACAUAGAGACACAAUCCAUUCACACUGGCUCACAAACAUAUACAAAACACAUACCUCGUAGCUCUACCACCACGUUUCAGUCGGUGAAUGGUACCAGGCUAUCGUUCGACUGGCACGUAGGAUACCUCGCAUUGUCCGCGUUAUCAUGCGCCCGUUGUUUUUUUGUACAUUUUGUAUCUUAUGUUUUAGUAAAUGUCAAUUUGUUUUAUAGGCUUCCCUUCCACUUUGUAUAUCAUUCAAAACUUCUAAUGUAAAACUCCAAAAUUCUUAUAUAACGAUUCACGUUCUUCCACGUGAACAUGAUGGCGAUAGAUUGCACUGAACAAGGUCAUUAUAGAUUACAUUAUAGGACUAUUGGAUAGAUUUUAAAGAACACGGAAACACAAUCCUAAAACAGUGGUAGAAGACCUGAAAUUGUUUUUAGCGAUAUUGUUUAAAAAAAAAAAAAAAAGUAUUUAAUGCUAAAAAUGAAUGACGACGUCAUGACUGGAAAUGUCUUACAACUAUUUUCUUAUUUUGUUUUGCGCUUUUGUGUUGAAUAUUGUUUCUCUCCUCAGACAAUCAUGAAGUAGACUAGAUACUGCAUAUUGCUCGAGUACCCACUAUUCCCUAUAUAGUGCACUACUUAUGGGCCCUUGUUAACUAUAGUGCACUAAUAUAAGGAAUAAGAUGCCAUUUUGAGACGCAUCCAUGAUGUUAAUUAACAUCUGAAUGGUUUCCUUGGUUUCACCCCCCCCCAUGUGGGCUGUUUUAACAACUUCCUGUUUAUAUCACCAUGCCAACUUCACACUCUUGAGAAAUAUGUGUGUCAGUAUAAUUUUGUUUUAUAUUGGAGACCAUCAAUUAUAUAUGGAUACUAUUUUGUGUUGGUUUUGGGUACAUUGUUAAAACGUUUGUAUGUAUGUUUUAGUUUUUUUUUUUGUGUUGAAAUAAAGAUUUAGUCCUUGGUUAUA